This is a messenger RNA of Scatophagus argus, 2055 nucleotides long. RefSeq names its product class I histocompatibility antigen, F10 alpha chain-like. Gene Ontology annotation, cellular component: external side of plasma membrane. Bases 116 to 1525 code for a protein of 469 amino acids. Gene Ontology annotation, biological process: immune response. The record is from RefSeq and is a predicted model, not a curated record. Lineage: Eukaryota; Metazoa; Chordata; Actinopteri; Scatophagidae. The transcript is spliced from 14 exons.
ACAGCGUCAGGAAGCAGAGAGUUGUUUUCCCCGAGGGACCAGCGUAGAGUGCGGUCCAACAGUUCGGUAAAAUUCAGGUUUUAGAGACAAGAAGAGAGUCCAGUUCGACGGGAAAAUGUACUUCUUCGCCCUUUUUGUCCUUUUUUGGACAGGAUCGAUGGUAAACAGCGAGAAGCAUUCCCUCACUUACAUCUACACGGCCCUCUCCAAACCCGUCACAUAUCCGGGCAUCCAUCAGUUCACAGCCAUGGGCCUGCUGGACGAUGAGAUUAUCGACUACUUUGACAGUGUGAAACAGAAGAAAGAGCCCAAACAGAAGUGGAUGGAAAAGAACAUGGAGAAAGGCUACUGGGAGAAAGGCACACUGUCCCGCCAGAGCAAGCAGCAGUGGUUCACGGUCAACAUCAACAUUCUGAAGGAGAGACUGAGACAAAACGACUCGGACCUCCAUAUUCUUCAGUGGAGGCACGGCUGUGAGGGCGACUGGCACGACAACGGCCAGAUGAAGUUUGUGCGCGGCAUGGACAUGUACAGCUACGACGGAGAUGACUUCCUGUCCUUCGACAACAGUCACGCAGUUUGGGUAGCCCCAGUGAACGAAGCAAAAGAGACCAAGAGAAAGUGGGAUGACGUCGACGUCCUGAAACAAUACACCAAAGGCUACCUGGAGAACGAGUGCAUAAAAUGGUUGAAGGAUUUCGUGAACUACAGCCGAGAGGAGCUGAAAACAGGGCCUGCACCAGACGUGUACCCGUUCAUACAGAAAAGCAAAGUGGAGGGAAACAUGGUUUUGACGUGCCUGGCCACAGGUUUCCACUCCAAAAACAUCGUCCUGCGUAUCAAAUCGGAUGACCGCGUUCUGACUGAAAAGGAUGGAGUGCAGAGCUCAGGCGUUCGACCAAACGAAGACAACACGUUCCAGAGAAGAGACCACGUGGAGAUUGUGGAGAAGGAGCUGGCCAAGUACACCUGUGAAGUGGUUCACCCUCCGUCUGGGUUCCGUGUGCAGAGGAUUUGGGAACCUCCACGUGUUUUCCCUGUGGUUGCCGUCGCUGCAGGAGUAGGGAUUCUGCUCAUGGUCGGAGUCGUGGGUCUGGUGCUGGUCCUGCUCAGAAGAAGAUUGGCUGGUUGUAAAUUCACAAAAGGCCCAGGACAAAACAUUAACGUUGUGGUCAUUCCCGCAAAUGGUAACCACAAUGGUGGCGUGGGUGAAGGGGUCGAGGACCCACUCCUGAAUGGUGCACCACCUGCUAGUGAUGCCAGUUCUCAGAGCAGUAACUCCAGUGGUGGCGUGGCCAGCAUCAGUGACCCACUCCUGAAUGGUGUUAAAGGUGCACCACCUGCUAGUGAUGCCAGUUCUCAGAGCAGUAACUCCAGUGGUGGCGUGCCCAGCAUCAGUGUCCCACUCCUGAAUGGGUCAGAGGGGUCUCUGGACUCUGGCGUCUCCAGCAAGCCAGACUCCACGUCCGAGUCUGGGAGCGAAAGGAAAACGUCAGUGGCCGAACAUCAAGCUGAAAACGUCUGAACUUUGCUGCAGGAGACUCGUGAGCCUCAUCAGCUACCAACUGAAAGGAUGUGAAAUAUGUAAAAAUUAGCCAGCUGGUUCUCAUCAGAAUUACAGAAAAAAACAUGCGAGUCAGAACAUAUAGACUUUGUUUUUGCAAAUAGAAAUACACUUGUGUAAAUAAUUUUUCAUGCAUCUUAAAGAAACUUAUGGGUUGAAAGCAUUACUACUCUGAAAUGUGGUGGAUUUAUCUUUAUGGGUUGCUUGGGGUAACAGAGAUGCACUUUUGAAGUGAACGAUUAUAAUGACUGUUGAGGUUUUUCUUCCUUUUCUUCCUUUUAUCUUUUGAAAUCACAAUGAAAUAUUUGUGCCAAACAUGUAUCACAUUUCUCUGUCUGAAGAAUGUUUUUUAUAUUGCUUCUUUUGAAAAGAUAAAGACAAACAGUGAAACUGUUUCCACCAGGCUGUCGCUCUGCAGGCUUUUGAAGCUUUUAAAUCUUCCACUUUGUGUGUGCACCCUUGUUAAAAUAAAUUAAAAUCCCCCUCCCCAA